This is a messenger RNA of Alligator sinensis (Chinese alligator), 2890 nucleotides long. RefSeq names its product hyaluronan binding protein 2 (gene HABP2). Lineage: Eukaryota; Metazoa; Chordata; Crocodylia; Alligatoridae. The transcript is spliced from 13 exons. The record is from RefSeq and is a predicted model, not a curated record. Bases 64 to 1752 code for a protein of 562 amino acids. Gene Ontology annotation, molecular function: serine-type endopeptidase activity; calcium ion binding. Gene Ontology annotation, biological process: proteolysis.
GGGGAGGUGGGGACAUAGACAACAAGUGAAAACUCAUUUGAGGAAAACAUUGGGAGUGUAAGGAUGGUUAACGGUGUUGUGUCCUUUCUGUUUUUUCCUGUGAUCAUUUUGCUGGGGAAUGCACCUUUCUGUUUUUCCAGCUCCUAUUCCUUGUCGGAUGACUUGCAGACUGACACAACCGAUAUCUAUACCGAUAACUACGAAUACUAUGAUGAGUUUAGCGAGAUACAAGACAGCAUCCGCACCCUCCUCCCGCACUGGAGUGCUGACUGGGUCUACAACUACUUUACCCACCCCGUAGAUCCCUGCUCAUCCAACCCUUGCAAAAAUAAUGGGGUGUGUGAAAGGCACAGAGAUAACUUCACAUGCACCUGCCCCAAGCCAUAUACCGGGACUACAUGUAAUUCAGUGCUGAACACGUGCCAACAACACAGCUGUCACAGAGGAGACUGCCUUGUCACACUAACUCCACCUUAUUUUCGGUGCAGUUGUAUCCAUCCCUACAAGGCACCCAACUGCCGCAGAGCAUCAUUACAAUGCACCCCAAACCCAUGUCAAAAUGGAGGCACCUGUGUACGGCACAGGUUAAGAUCAAAAUCUACUUGCCAGUGUGUCAAGCCCUUCAGAGGGAGAUUCUGUGAAAUAGGACCAGAUGAUUGUUAUCAGCAGGACGGCUACCAAUACAGAGGGAGAGUUAAUCAGCUGAUAAAUGGGAAGACGUGUCUUCAUUGGACUUCUCACCUUCUCUUGGGUGAUAGGUUCAUUGCAUUUAUGGAGAAUGCUGACAAUUAUGGCAUUGGUGACCAUAAUUUCUGCAGGAAUCCAGAUGGUGAUGAAAAACCCUGGUGCUUUGUCCACUCCGGGAACAAAGUGAAGUGGGAUUUCUGUGACAUUUCACCCUGCUCAGAAACAGAAGAGGAUCCAACGACAACAGUCAACCCUACUGAGCCACCUAAAACAUGUGGACAGCCAGGGACUGUGAGAUCGUUCAAGAGGAUCUAUGGCGGGACCAAGUCUACUCCUGGCAAACAUCCCUGGAUGGCAUCUCUACAGAGGAAGUAUUCAUUGAGCGCCUUUGAGCCUAAGGGACACUUCUGUGGAGGAGUUCUCAUUGAGCCAUGCUGGGUCCUCACAGCAGGACACUGUGUUCAAAUAAAAGAAGAAAACCUGCAAGUGUUCCUUGGGAAGCAAGACCUUAAGAGAAGAGAAUACCAUGAACAAAAAUUUAACGUGGAGAAGAUAAUUAGGUAUCCAUUGUACAAAGACGAUGAUGGCAUCCCAAUCAAUGAUAUUGCGCUGCUUAAAUUGAAGCCCUUUGAUGGCCAUUGUGCUCUGGAGACAAAGUACGUGAAAACAGUGUGUUUACCAGAUUCUCAGUUUCCUGAUGGGACUGAAUGCCACAUCUCAGGAUGGGGAGAAACUGAAGCUGGUGAAGAAUCUCAUCAGCUUCUGGAUGCCCGAGUGAAGCUGAUUUCUCAGAAGCGGUGCAACGCACGGAGUGCACAUAAUAACAUGCUGGAUGAAAGCAUGUUUUGUGCAGGAAACCUUGAACGAUCGGGAGUCGAUUCUUGUCAGGGAGAUUCUGGCGGACCUCUUACAUGUGUACAAGAUGGUUCCUACUAUAUCUAUGGCAUUGUGAGCUGGGGUGAUCAGUGUGGGCUAAAACAAAAACCAGGAGUUUAUACCCGAGUGACAACAUUUCUCAGUUGGAUUAAGUCGAAAAUUCGGUCCAGGUCCAGUUCACACUAUUGAGAGAGAUCUUCUGGAAGGCUAAUGGUAAACUUGAGGAAAUAAAAAACGUAUUUCCUCCUUUUCCUCCUGCUCUUUGUUAGCUAGAGAAGAACUUUAUUAAUGACUUUAUGAUCUUGCAAAAAUAUCCAAGAUGGUGAUCCGUGGCAAAGCAUGGAUAUUUAGCUGGUAAUUGAAGCUCCUGUAUGUGCUCUUAAGGUUUGAUGUGAACCAUGAAUAUGAUCAGCUUAGCAACAUCACUCUUGUCUGGGAUUCCUCAUCAGGUUUUUCAUGGCUCUACAUCCCAUGCCACAAACAGCCCCAUAAUGCAGCGAUAGCUAUUCCUAGUAAUUUCUAACAAACUUCUUCAGUUAUUUACAACAGAAUAUAACUUGCAUAUAAGACUGUGAUCUCUCUAAAUCAGGCAGAACUCCUCUGAAGUCCAUUAAAGUGUAUAACCCCAUUAGUCAAUGCUAACUUCAGCUUUCAUCAGCCCUUGCCUUCAUCGAAUCAUAGAAAAGUAGGGAUGGAAGGGACUUCAGGAGGUCAUCAAGUCCAAACCCUGUUCAAGGCAGGACCAUCCUGAACUAAGCCAUCAAAUGUUUGUCUCACUUAUUCUUAAAACUGCACAAACAACCCUACACCAGGCCCAGUGCCUAAGUGCAUGAAUGCACCUGAAUGUGCCCCAGGUAAAGCAGGUAGAUGAGGGCUAUCAUCUGUCCUGCCACUGCUUUGUCCUCUGCAAAUGCAUUUAAAUCCUGUUGUUGUGUAUCUCUUUUCAAAUCAAGAGUAGCAGUGAACCAAGUACUACCCUCCAAAUAUCCAAAGGCAACAUUUAUGGAAACAGAUGUUUGAUUUAUUCAAUAAAAAUGUGUUACAUUCUACAAAUCAGGGUUCAUUCAUCUUUAGUACAAAGCUGAGCCUGCCAGUCAUCUAGUACUGAUUUCAUUCACAACAUCAAUAAAUACUGGACUACAAUAUGUUCAGUUAUAAAUCUCUUAAAGUAUCCACACAAAAAUAUAAAGAUCGAUAUUAACUGGUAAGGGUCAGGUGGGGUUUAAAACAACAAAACAGAUCUUAGAUGCCAUCUAUUGUGCUCCUCAAGAAAGCAAGAGCAUUUGCAGGGCAAACUAAAAGAUCAAAACAUUUCCAUUUGAAUCCU